AUGGAUUCAUAUCGGCGAAGGUCUCCCUCUUCCCAGGGCCGUCGUCGCUCGUCUAUACGUGGUCGAUCUCGAUCUCCUGUCGCAAUUGACCGUUACCAACCUGGCGAUCGAGAACGUGCAUCUCGCGGAGAUGACUAUUAUGCCGCUUCUCGAGACCUUGCAGCCCGUGAUCGAGAAGAGCGCCGUCGGUUGCCCUCCCCCGUAGCAGCAAAUAUCGACCGUUAUGUUCCCGGACAGGAUUCUACUAAGCCCAUUUUACGGACCAACCCUCUGCCAAACCCUUUAUCUCUCGACUUCCAAGUAGGAUUCAACUGGUUUGCAGAAUGGUGGAGGGCAGAUCAGGCAAUUAAAGAAGAAAAAGAGCGGGCUAAACUCGGCGGAAGGCGACCAAGUGAUCGAGUUAAAGGUGAACGAGAGGCCCGAGAAGAUCGCGAAAAGGAACGCGCGCAGAUCCAAGCCGCCUACGACACCUACAAAGCUGAACUGCAAAUCAAGAUGGCGAGAGCUUUUGUCCAGCAACACAAAGCGGAGGAGUGGUUCAAAGAGAGAUAUAUUCCCGAAACUAGGGACCCUAUUCGCCAGCGGCUUAUGGAGUUCAGAACCAAUGCGUAUCGGCAGUGGGAGCAAGAUAUUGACUCUGGAGUAUUUGAUGAGUUUACCCUAGAAGGCAUUUACAAAAGCGAAAGUGACGGAGCAGGUGGCAUCAUUGAGAAGGAAGAAGGGGAAGCGACAGCCGUGGGGGAAACCCUUAGUGUUCUCGAUCUGGUCCCCGCACGCGGAGGCGAUUUGCGCGACGAUUCGCUACUGCAACCUGCUCUCUUGAUCAAAACUUUGGCGCCCAAUGUCAGUCGCGACAAGAUCGAAGAUUUCUGCAAGGAGCAUCUUGGUGAGGGAGAUGGCGGAUUCAAAUGGCUUAGUUUGAGUGAUCCUAAUCCUACCAAAAAAUGUCACCGGAUGGGUUGGAUUAUGCUUCAUCCAUCAGAAGCGGGCUCAUGGGCAAUUGAGAGAAGCGAUGGCAGGGAUGAAGAAGGCGAGGAAGGAGAUGGUGGCGCAACAAAUGGAUCUGCCUCCACUUCUACAGCCGAAAAGGCGCUGGAGGCGGUCAAUGGCAAAACCAUCCAUGAUCUUGAUCGCGGCGACUUUGUAUGCCACGUUGGCGUCCAUAUCCCACCGACGAACCCGAGGAAAAAGGCCCUUUGGGAUCUGUUCUCGGCCCCUGAACGUAUCGAGCGAGAUCUCGAGUUAGCCAAACGGCUGGUAUCGAAACUUGACUCAGAACUUGGAUUAGGUGACGGCCUGUCGAAGAUCGAGAGUCGAGUCGAAGACCUACAGGGAAGAGGUUUACUCCACCCUCCUGUUACAGGCUCUUCGAAAGAAAAGGAAAGCAAGCCGUUCGAAACCGAUGUGGAUAUGAUCCUCUCAGAAGAUGGGGAAGCCGAGGAAGGAGAAGAGCAGGAAGAGUCGUACGACGAGGAAGUCGACAGCGAGGAGCUCCUUGUUAAGAAGAAGCAGCUGGAUCUGCUAGUUGAAUAUCUGCGUCGUGUUUAUAACUUCUGUUUUUUCUGUGUCUUCGAGAGUGAUUCGAUUCAUGAGCUUGUUCGCAAAUGUCCGGGUGGACAUCUUCGCCGCCCUCGUUCUGGGCUAAGUACUCAAGCAAAAGCCGCAGCAAAAGCUAGCGCUCUCGGCCUACCGUUUCCUACAAAGAAAAAGGAAACUACAGAGGAGGACCAAAACGGAGCGUCGCCACUGGAUGAGAAAGAGCAAAAGCAGCCACACUUUUCGUCAAAGGCUGAACAGCAGACUCACCGUGCUUUCAACUGGGUGCGGACGUUUGAAGACAAGCUUCUUCAAUUAUUGGAGCCCGAGAAUGUGGACCUGAGAAAACUUGGUGGAAAACCCGUGGACGAGGCGGUGGAGGAAGAGCUUUCGAAAUUUGUUAAGCAAGAAGACGAAGCUAAAUUCCGCUGCAAAGUGCCAGAGUGCACCAAAUUAUUCAAAGCACACCACUUCUGGCGGAAGCAUGUGGAAAAACGCCACCCGGAUUGGUACAGCGAUAUCCGCAGAGAUUUGUUCCUGGUCAAUGCCUAUGUCCUUGAUCCGGCACAUAUCUCCCCAUCUAGAUCUGAUCCGACUAGCAACGGCCAUUUCCCAUAUUCAUCCGGCCAUAUGCCCACCGGAACACCUCGCGGAUUCAACCUUGCGAACAUGCCUUUCAGCUUCGGGGCAGGUAAUGGAUCAAUGCCUGGUGGAUCCCCUUUCUCAGGUCUAUCAUCCGCCGCAGGAUUUACCGGAUUCAUGAAUGCAGCUGGCCACCCUGGUGGCUGGGCUGGUAGUGGACUCCCUUUGACAGGUGCCGCUGGCUCCGGGGACCCGUCUGCUCUGCAUCACCCCGGAGUUAUUCGACGUGGGAACCGAUAUGGUGGAAAUAGGACGGGGCCGUAUGACCGGCGAGGAGGUCGUUUUGGUUCCGGUGGGGCCGGAGGAAGCGUGGGCGGCAACGGUCGACUCAGCCCCGGCCGAAUGGCCGGCAUGUCUGCGGCUGGUGGUCGCCUGCCUUCAGGCGCUGGCGCAGCAUACAUUCCACUUGGUCACCCUGCCGCAGCCGCUGCGAGCGCUGGUGUUGGCCCUCGGUGGGGCGAUAGUUCAGGCGGGAGCGCACAGGCCAUGGGCCCAACAGAAGCAGUUCAAGGCCGCAGCUUGAAAAGCUAUGAGGACCUCGAUGCGGUCGGGGGGCCCGGAAGUGGGGAGUUGAAUUAUUAA
This is a messenger RNA of Histoplasma mississippiense, 2760 nucleotides long. RefSeq lists its product as hypothetical. The transcript is spliced from 3 exons. Gene Ontology annotation, biological process: mRNA processing; primary miRNA processing. Gene Ontology annotation, cellular component: nuclear body. Bases 1 to 2760 code for a protein of 919 amino acids. Lineage: Eukaryota; Fungi; Ascomycota; Eurotiomycetes; Onygenales; Ajellomycetaceae. The record is from RefSeq and is a predicted model, not a curated record.